Molecule: messenger RNA, 1909 nt
Organism: Drosophila ananassae
Lineage: Eukaryota; Metazoa; Arthropoda; Insecta; Diptera; Drosophilidae
Product: sulfhydryl oxidase 2
Exons: 1
Coding region: 56-1678 (540 amino acids)
Biological process (GO): protein folding
Cellular component (GO): Golgi membrane
Molecular function (GO): protein disulfide isomerase activity; flavin-dependent sulfhydryl oxidase activity
Source: RefSeq, a predicted model, not a curated record
CUUCGCCUUGCCACCAGUUUCCAUAUCCCACUGAACCAGUGUGCAUCGUCUGGUGAUGAUUCGGCUACUGUUCUGCCUGAUGAUCCUCGCCCCCGGGCUGGGCUAUAGAAUCAAUCAAAACGAGGCCAGCCUCUACAGCAAAGACGACAAUGUGGUAAUGCUGGACAGCGAUUCGCUUCCCCCGACUCUGAGCCAGAAGUCGGAAAGCAAACUGGUGCAAUUUCUCAACAGUUUUUGCGGGGACUGUCAGCGCUUUGCGCCAGUUUUCAAGUCCCUGUCUCGAGACCUGUACCAAUGGCGGAGAGUGCUACAUAUUUACGCAGUCGACUGUGCCCAGGAGUGGAACGUGGAAAUUUGCAGAGAAUUCAACAUUCGACAGACGCCCACGCUGCGGUAUUUUUCCGCGGUGCUUGCAGGAAAGGAUCUCGGCUUGGGUGUGGACAUACCCUCUCAAGACCCCAAAGUCAUAUUCUCAACUUUGGCGGAUCUUGUGUCAAUGGAUAAAUACGACUUACCCGGUCAGCCUAAUUUUGAAUUCGUAAUGCCCAGCGACACUUUAGACUCCUUAUUUCAACACGAUGGUCAGGCUUUCGUAGCCCUCGUCUAUCAACCGAAAGAUUCCCAGAUUGGCAGGGAUUCCAUUUUAUCGCUAUUGCCCUAUGAUCAAUUGUCUGUGAGAGUCUUUGAGGACUACCAGUCCCUUUUUAAUUUGGGUAUACAACCCUCCAAUCAGACAGUAUUCAUGAUUGAUCGAGAGGGUAAAACUGAGGCUCUUUCAGUAAAUGAGAGCUACCAAGCAUCCAUCGGAAAGUUUCUUCAAAAUCGAAAUUACAAGCCAGUGCCAUCAUUACCGGAGACCAUCAAAUCCGAUGCCUCCGAUUUUUUGGAUCAACAAAAGCAAGCCAUUAUAGUGCAGGUACUCAAUCACCCUCGAAAGAUAUAUCGUGCCGAUUUGGAACAGGCCGUCGAUAAACUUCUCCACAUCGAACUUCCCAAGACUCUUAUCUUUCGGGGGGCCAACUUUAUGGCCCUGCAAAGCUUCCUUCGGGUACUCAGCCAGUUGAAUCCUUUAAACAAAAAUGGAAAGGUUCUCCUUCUAGGCUUAGACAAGGCGCUUUCUGCUUUCAAUCAAACCUCGGGAUCUGAGUUUGCAGAUACUGUUAAUGCACUGGAAAAGCCGCUUCCUAAAGUAUUUAAGGGAAAACGGUAUGUGGGCUGUGUUUCCUCAAAACCAUUCCUGAGGGGGUUCACCUGCUCCCUGUGGAGUCUUUUCCACUUUCUGACAGUGGAGGCGGCUAAGUCACCGAAUCAGCUUCCUCCCGGAACAGUCCUAUCUGCAAUUCACGGAUUUGCCAAGUACUUCUUCGGCUGUUCGGACUGCUCCAAUCACUUCCAGGAAAUGGCCAAGAGGCGGCGAAUGGACUUGGUGAGGACCCACGACGAGGAGAUCCUCUGGCUAUGGGCUGGCCACAACGAGGUCAACAAACGACUAUCCGGCGAUGCCACCGAGGAUCCUAAGUUCCCGAAGAUCCAGUUUCCCAGUUCAGAGGACUGUCCCUCUUGUCGGACUAAUAACUCAGAUUGGCACACAGGAGAGGUUCUUCAAUAUUUAAAGGACCUUUAUAACAAGGAGAAUUUAAGCUUCUAUGGCUUGCCCACUUCUCAGGGAUACAAUUGAGUUUUCUCUUGGGCUUGGUAAAUAUUAAAUUGUCUUUAAAAAUAGUAAUAAGGCUUUUACCUUGAAACAUACAACCUUAUUGUUUAACUUUUUUACCUUUGUUACCUUGGUAAAUAUUAAAUUGUAUUUAAAAAUAGUAAUAAAAGAUUUACCUUGAAAAAUAUAAACUUAUUGCUUAACUUUUUUACCUUUGUUACCUUUUGAAAUACAAUAAUUAAAAUUGUUCCACUA